CCCAGGACGAGAGAGAGCAAAGGGCCCGGAACGCUGAUCUGGGCCUCCAGCCGUUGCCAGGCGCCUUUCUGUGACGCCGCCUCCACGCUACGACGCGCUGACGGACCGCGGCCUCCACGUCUCAGGUUCCGCAAAGGCCUGUGGGAGCGACCCGGCAGAAGGAGGGCCAACAUGGCGGAAGCCGCGGAGUCUCCAGGAGACCCGGGAACAGCAUCGCCCAGGCCCCUGUUUGCAGGCCUUUCAGAUAUUUCCAUCUCACAAGACAUCCCGAUAGAAGGAGAAAUCACCAUUCCUGUGAGAUCUCGCAUUCGAGAAUCAGACAGCUCCACAUUAAAUGAAUCUGUUCGGAACACUAUUAUGCGUGAUCUAAAAGCUGUUGGAAAAAAAUUCAUGCAUGUUUUAUAUCCAAGGAAAAGUAAUACACUUUUGAGAGACUGGGAUUUGUGGGGACCUUUGAUCCUUUGUGUGACACUUGCAUUAAUGCUGCAGAGAGGCUCUGUGGAUGGUGAAAAAGAUGGAGGACCCCAGUUUGCAGAAGUAUUUGUCAUUGUCUGGUUUGGUGCAGUUACUAUCACCCUCAACUCAAAACUUCUUGGAGGAAACAUAUCUUUUUUUCAGAGCCUUUGUGUCCUGGGUUACUGUAUACUUCCCUUGACCGUGGCAAUGCUGGUUUGCCGCCUGGUACUUUUGGCAGAGCCGGGACCAGUAAACUUCAUGGUUCGGCUUUUUGUGGUGAUCGUGAUGUUUGUCUGGUCUAUAGUGGCCUCUACAGCUUUUCUUGCUGAUAGCCAACCUCCAAACCGCAAAGCCCUUGCAGUGUAUCCUGUUUUCCUGUUUUACUUUGUCAUCAGUUGGAUGAUUCUCACCUUCACUCCUCAGUAAAUCAGGAAACAGAAAAUUGAAACCCAUGAAUUGAAGGCUCACCUGAAAGAUACAAUUCACCAUGGAACUUUGACACUAACCCUCUUUUGUCUAGUUUUGGAGGUAUUAAAAGGGAGCCAUGCAGCACCUGUUGUCACUUAUGUAAGGAACUGAUGUUUGUAAGGCUGUCUUUUUCCUCUUAAUGUUUAUUUCAAAUACAUGUGCAUACUACACACAGUAUGAUGCCUCCUUAAAGGCAUGAUGGGGUCACUGUGGUGUAUUUGGGUGACAACUGAUGACUGAGGAAGCACAUGGAUACAUCCUACAUACUGAAUGGAGUUGGUAACUAUUUUCAGCUUUGAGACUACCCGUUCAGGUGCAGCUCUUAAAACACAUUGCCUUAUGACUAUUAGAAUAUGCCUCUCUCUUAUAAAGAAGAAUGGAUAGUCUGUAUCCAUUUUCUUUUUUUCUCUCUUAAGCUUAAAAAGGCAAUGACAGAGGUUAGGAAGGGGGUUUAUAGAUAUGGGGGGAGAAAACACAUCAUCCCAAUGUUCAGAUUUUGAUCAAAGGAAAUUCUACACAUUGCUUAAAGAAAAGAGCAAAGUACAUUUAAAGAAUCAACCUCUUGUCUUUUUGUAUAGCCACCUGUCAUGCUUAACGGCACCUCAGUUGGCACUCUAGUUUUUAAUCUUGCUCCCUAGUUCUUAAUAUGGAAUCUAAGAUGUCAGCAGUUAAAUCUAAUUGUACUUUGAAAUUCAUAAUGGUCCAAUGUUGUUGCUUAUCCAAGUAGAAGACCCCGGACAUUUAGAUUAGUGGGUCUUUUAAUGCAUGAAGGUGUAGGAGUUUGGAUACAGCACAGCUACAAGGAACUCUUCCUUAUUUUGUGUAGUCUAGCCUCUGACCAGAAGGUGAAACAUAAUCAGAAGUCUUCAUUUAACCAACUGAACAUGGAGGGAUUUAAUGUUCCAAUGGCUGCUUAAUAGAACAGGCACUUACAGCAUGGUGUAGGAUGAGUUAAGUUUACAGCUGCUGCCUUUCCAUAGUGGGCUUAGCAGUUUUUUCACUAGAUGUUUUCUUCAGGUUGGGAAAUAGCAAUUUAUCUUAUGGGUUUUAGAGUUUAUUUAUAAAGCUAAUUAGUUCCUCCCUUUAUAGAUAAGUACAUUUUGCACAUGUGCACCUACUUGUACUCUCAGCUAUUUAUGCACACAAGUGUGAAGGCUUUUCAGGGAGCAGAGCAUCUGGGACAGGCUAAUUCAGAGCUAACAGGCCUCCUUUAAGGUAAUAUGAGCUGUUGCCUUCUAUAAAUUGCACAUUGAAGAACUCUUAAUAGACAGAUUAGGAGUUAGGCAGAAAACAUUCAUUGUAAAUAUGCAGUUACAUAUAAAGAUAGGAAUUUCUUACUCCACGUUUUUUCUUUAUCCUAGAAUUUAAAUAUUUAUUUGUUUUGUAUUUAAAGACUACCUACACAUAGAUAUAUGAUUCUAAAAGCAUACUUUCUCCAUGCCCAGAUUAACCAAGUCAACAACAAUACUAGGCUAAACUGAUUGUUGAAAUGAUUCUCAGUUACAAAGCAUUACAGAAUUGGUCCUCUCUGUCCCAGUCUGUCGAGAGUUUUUGAUUACAUAUUUGUAUUCAUUUCAGUUUAGCUCUUAAAUUAUGAAGUAAACCCUAGUAAAGGACAAACCCAAUGUUUGUCAGUCUUGAGUUGGUAAAGUAUUUUGAAACUGAUACUAAUUUCAAAGUUAUCCUCAAUUUCCAUUAUCUGAAAUUUUCAAACAUCCUACUAAUAUCUCUCUCCCAAAGUUGCUUUGUAAUCUGCCCCAAUAAUUAUAAUGUAAAAUUAGAGAAGUAACCAUGCUUUUCAAAGGGAAUUAAGUCUUUACCAAAUUUUACUCAGGUGAAACAUUUGGUCAGAAAUUCCUAAGGCCACAACUUGUGUGUUGGGGGGCUUUGUUGGGGGUUAUACAUAUUGAAUCUGCAGCUUGAUCUGCGUAUUAACCUGUUGCUCUGGGGGACUCAGUGAAUGGUUUUAUAUGAUUAAAGCAAAGGUGUGGACUGGGGUGUUGCUCAGUGAUAGAGUACUUGCCCAGCUUGUGCAAGGCUCUGAGUCCCAUCCCCAGCACUGUGGGGAAAAUAGGUGGGUAAAUUGGAGGUUUAAUUUUCUGAAAGUGAAUGGUCAGAAGGUAUAAAUAAAUAUUUUUAAUAUAUGCAAAAAGUACACUGGUCUUCUAUCUCAGAAGACCUAGGUGUCUGGAAGUCGUAGCCCUCAGCAUAACUUUCCUUGAUUUGCUGCAAAGGCACAUGGCUGAUUACAAAAAUGAGGGCUAUAAUGGCAGGGGACUCAGAGAGGAAACCCUGUUGCAGGAAUUGGAAAGCUCUAUGCUUCAGAUGAAAUUCAAGGAUGGUGAGUAUUACUGCAGGAUGUGGACCAUCAUCGCCAUCAAAGAUAAUCUCUUGCUGCUCCCACUUCUGAGACCAAGAUCCGUUUUCUUAUUCUUUAGCAAUAGGAAGGGUGAAGACUUGACAAUUGCUGUUCAGAUUUUAAAAACUCAGUUGAUGACAACAUACUUGAAUGUGCAGUAUGGUCUUAAAAGUCAACCAUUAUCAUCAAGUCUUUUGCCUCUUAAGAAGUUCAUUACAUGAGUUGAAUUUGAUCUUUUCAUUUUGGUGGAAUUUUUCUAUUGUUGGAUAAGGUCACAGAGCAUGAGACUGGUAAGCAUUUUUCUGUUCAUUCUACCUUUUCUUUUUGUUGGUUGGUUUUUUAUUAUUAUUGUUAUUUUUUUACAAACAAUAUUCCCCAAAAUGUGAUCAGAAGGCAAGCAAGCUUGUAUUUGGAGAUUUAUCAGUGUACUUAAUAUAAUCUAUUGACCUAA
Molecule: messenger RNA, 3734 nt
Organism: Sciurus carolinensis (gray squirrel)
Lineage: Eukaryota; Metazoa; Chordata; Mammalia; Rodentia; Sciuridae
Gene: Yipf6
Product: Yip1 domain family member 6
Exons: 7
Coding region: 172-882 (236 amino acids)
Biological process (GO): endoplasmic reticulum to Golgi vesicle-mediated transport
Cellular component (GO): trans-Golgi network; membrane
Source: RefSeq, a predicted model, not a curated record